AUGCCACCGAAUAGACACCCCACACCCGCCGCGGUCGACGAACAACACGUCACACGCGAAACUCUGUCGUCCGCCAGAAGUUUGUUGAGGGCCUUGAAAGCGAAAAAAGAAGCGGAAGCGUCAGAAACAGCCUCAGCAGCUUCCGUAGCUGCAGGUUCAGUCGCCGCAUCGUCAUCGUCCGCCUCCUCUUCCACCUCCUCCCCCGUAUCAACUGCAGCGAGAGCUCCAGCCGCUACAUCAUCAUCGUCCUCUUCCACUCCUUUCUUUUCCUAUUCAGCUCCAGUUGCAGCUCCAGCCGUCACCUCAUCACCAUCCAUCGCUGCAACUGCGGCCCCAACCUCGUCAUCAUCAUCAUCACCCUCCCGACGCCGAGAGCGACAAAAAGAACGAAGUCGCCCAUCCCAUCCUAGCAAUGGCCCGCAACAUCAGGUCUUGCUGCAAGCUCCAAAAGUCUCGACACCAGACCCAGCUCAGAUGCCACGUCAGGCUCUAGAUCAGCGACAGCCUGGCCUAACACGGCGUAUCUUCGUCUUCAUUGUGUACCGCGUCGUGUUCUUGCACUGGCAAGGCACACUUGUCAUCGGUUUGGUCUUGGCUGUAGCGGCAAUUGCGACAUUUGUAUCGGCUCACCCAUGUGUCUCCCUCGGCAUCAUGGCAGGCGUGCUGCCCAUCGGUGCCGGUAUGGCGUCCACUUCGUACAGCAUUCUUUGCGAUGUGGCUGGUCUAAAGGGCAAGAACAAGGCAGGCGCUACCAUGAAUGCAACACAGUACCAGCAGGCGACGUCGCCUUUCGCUCUCGUCAACACCAACUUUCCAAGCUUCUCGUUGGGCAUCAGCAGCACGGCAGAUGCCGUGACGAAUGUUAUUACGAGCGAUCCAUCGCACGGCGUAUUGACAACUGCUUCUGAUAUGCCAGCCAAGGAUGCCCUCGGCAAGGUCGAUGCCGCGCUGCAGAAGCAUUUCCGGCAACGGUUGCCGCGGGAGCAGCGCUGGUACGCCGACAUGGCGUCCAGAAUCAGAAAGGCUCCGUCUGCCAAAGCGAUGCGCCAGGGGGCUGGGUGGAUGUGGUGGCGAGGUCCGGCGAUACAGGCACGAGCCGUAGCUUCGGCAAUGGCAAGAGCGCGCGCGAUACUGGAGGUGGUGGAGGAGGCGCUGAGGGCGCGGCAUGAAGUAGUAAGAAUCUUGACAAUCAGCGAGACGUUGAAGGCAGCGGCCCACGCGCUUCGAAACACGUGCGCAUGGAAACAAUUGCUGGAGCAGAAGCCAUACAUUGCGGAGCGGUUCGUCAAGGAUCACUACUCCAUAGACAUGGACGAAGAUGCAGCCAACUUCGACAGCAGCAACACCGCGGUGAUCAAGAAGGAGUUGGAACUUGCACUGGCCGAAGUAUCGCGUGCGCGAGUUCUCUGCCGAGGAUCUCAUGUCAUGACUGAGGCGUGGGAUCAGUUGCAGGAGCGCAUCACCAGGCGGGAGAUGGAAGACUUAUUGACGACCAAGAGCAAGCUCGAAGAUCUCUUGGCUACUGGACCCAUAGGUGGGCCUUUGGCUGGGAAUGGUGUCGAUGCAGCUGAUGAAAUAGACGAUUGGGAAGGGCGAUUGUAUGAAGUGACAAUCAAACUACUUGACAGCAUCCAGCUUGUGUAUGGCGAUUAUUAG
Colletotrichum lupini is the source of this 1656-nucleotide messenger RNA. RefSeq lists its product as uncharacterized. Lineage: Eukaryota; Fungi; Ascomycota; Sordariomycetes; Glomerellales; Glomerellaceae. The transcript has a single exon. The record is from RefSeq and is a predicted model, not a curated record. Bases 1 to 1656 code for a protein of 551 amino acids.